GUACUGGACCGCAGUGAGCGCAAAAUAAAAGAGUCAGGAUGUCGAGGAAGCGGCAUAGGUGUUCGUCCUACGAUGCGGAAUGUAUUUUUCGCACAUUUUGACAUUUAUAUCGUAGAUACAUUUUAUCCUAAACGUGGGCGCCCUGAUCGUGACACAAUAGAGUCGCUUGUAUAUAGGAUAGGGAGCAAGGACACUGAUAAAAUUCUCAAGGAUAUCAGCGAACUGUGUAAUCUUUUCUGCGCUGAGCUCGACAAGAAUAUUGAGCAUCGCGUUAAGAUAAUGGCCUCUUGCGCAAAGAAUAUUCCUGAGCGCAUGCAAAUUUACACCACCCUCCUUGGACUGAUAAAUCUGAGGAAUCAUGAUUUCGUUUCCAAAACCGUUGACGCCAUUAUUAGAGACUUGAAGGAUGCUCUUAAAUGCAGCUCUUUUGAUGACGUGAAAUAUUUGGUAGAUUUGCGCUCCACAUUGCUUACUGUUAGAAAAAGGAGAACACUUCACGUCCCCAUGCUUCGUGUCUGGGACAAUUCCGAUCCACACCCCCAGGAAGAUUAUUUAUCGUGUUUGUGGUCACAAAUAACCUCAAUGAAAAAUGCUAACUGGAAGGAACACGUGCUAUGGCGCAUUUCGGAUGCUUUUCCAGCUCUGCGUGAAUCCGGACAGCCUUGCGAAUUUGGGCAGAUCACACCACCAGAUUACGAUUCGGAAAUAGUCUACCCUUUGCCCCAAGUCGUAUUCCGCAUGUUUGACUACACGGACGUCUACAGCGCAGACGACGAUACUGCAGCAGAUGAUGAAAAGACUCUGAGUUUAUCUAAAAUCUCACCUUUGAGUUCUCCUACUCUUCCUGGUGCUCACACCAUCGAACGGUUUUUGGUGGACGAGCAGAUCCACAUCAUCCUGGAAACAAUGCAUUUCAAUCGCGCUAUGUGUGCUCGAACUCUCUUGAACCUACAGACACGCGCUAAGUUGGCUUUGGACUAUAUGAUAGUGGAAGCCAUAUUUGCUGAUAUCUUUCGUCUUCCAAAGCCACCAGUACGCCACGGCAAUCUCUUGUUCUACGCUUCUCUUCUCAUUCAACUCUGUAAUGAGGCUGCAAACACCAUUCCUUUAGUUCUCGCUCAGGCCACAGGGACACUUUUUGAGCGUCUAGAUAGCAUGAAGCCUGUGUGUAUUGCAAGAUUUGUAGAGUGGUUUUCUUUCCACCUCACAAACUAUCAAUUGAAGUGGAGCUGGCGCGACUGGUCCCGUGCACUCGAGGAGCCAGUGAUGUCGCCCCGACGGUGGUUUAUUUCUGAGACUCUGUGUCGCCUUGUACGCUACUCUUACUAUGAGAAUGUCAAGCAGCACCUUCCACGUUCUUUCCACUGCCUCUUGCCACCUCAACCGGCUCCAGUCAACCCCUAUGAUAAAGCAUCCACAGCUCAACGUCGCAUUUUUGUCCGUGUUUUGGAAGCGUUUCACCAACGUCAUAGUCCUGAUGACUUACUUGACCUCAUUCGAAGAUUCGCUUCUCAGAGGGGUGAUGAUUUUGACGACUCUGAUCUCGAGCCGUAUCGUCGAUCACGUAGUAGAAGCAGAAGUGGAAGCAGCAACCACCCUCUCAACUCUCAUUCCGAAACAGAGGGUUCAGCUGAGAUGGAUGGAAGGGAUCAGCGGUCACGUUCCACUGGUCAUCAUCGCCUUGAUGGCGAUAAGAAGAGGAGUUCUCGUUCAAACUCAACUGCAUCUUCCACUUCUGCGGCGUCUGAGAAGGCUUGUCCUGUGAAAGAUGAGCUGGCAUCGUCCAAAAGGGUGAGAAAUGAGAAGAUGGAGGAGAAUGAGGAUGACUUGGAUAACUGUUUGGUGCCUGGUGUAACUAAUCGUGAACUGGAGCUCUUCAUGACUGCUCUGCUUUAUCGCGCACACAAAACUAUCAGCCACACCUGUUCAUUGCUCAAUCGAUACUCGGAGACAUUCAAGACGUUGGCGUCGACGGUAGAGUUGCAGGUGGAGGCCCUGCACAUUCUUCAAGCAGUGUGGUGUAAUCAGUCGCAAAUGGUAGUGGCUAUAUCGGACUAUAUGUCGCGUCAGAGUAUGUUGGAUCCAGAGUCCAUUGUGGGAUGGGCCUUUUCACCCUUUAUGUCCGCCUUCUCUGGUCCCCUCGCUCCACCGCCUUCCACUGUUCAUGUAUGUCCGCGAAUGCUUCAAUCACAUGUGUGGGAGUGUCUCAUGCAUACACUGGUUCGAGUUGGGCAACGUAUCGCCCAAAUUACACCGAAACUGGAAGCUGUCAAGGAUCAAGCAGGUGUACAUCGUCGCAAGUCAGCAAGUGGAUCCCGAUCAGAUGGCAGCUCCAGUGACUUAGAUGAUGGUGAUGAUGACGGCGAUUUGCGCGCUAAAAUUGUUCGUGGACGUCGUCGCCACCAACGUCAUUGCCGUAGCAGGAGUCGUGACAGUAGUAGCGGUGGUGGUGGCGGGGCUUCGCCAGACCGUCUGGCGCGCCUAAAUGAGGAGCGUGGCGAGGCAGUGCGUUCGCAAUGUGCAGUCAUCACCCUCCUACUCCACCGACACGUACGUCUCAUAGCAACUGUGGAAUCGAAAACAACAGAGGAGAUGGAGACGUCAGACAACCAGAGUGACCUUGUCGACCUUGAAUCCGUGGCCUACUGGCUUAAAGGACGUCUUAUGCAAACUGUUCUGGAGCACCAAGACCAGCUAUUACCUUACAUGGAUAAUCUGGAGGAGCUGAUGUCCGAUUUGACACCAUUCGUGGGCGACGUGUUUCAGGCAUUGCGAAGCCUCUACGCCUGA
This is a messenger RNA of Hydatigera taeniaeformis, 2790 nucleotides long. The record is from the annotation of a GenBank genome assembly. Lineage: Eukaryota; Metazoa; Platyhelminthes; Cestoda; Cyclophyllidea; Taeniidae.